Ochotona princeps (American pika) is the source of this 2481-nucleotide messenger RNA. It is a transcript of the gene PADI4, whose product is annotated as peptidyl arginine deiminase 4. Gene Ontology annotation, molecular function: protein-arginine deiminase activity; calcium ion binding. Lineage: Eukaryota; Metazoa; Chordata; Mammalia; Lagomorpha; Ochotonidae. Gene Ontology annotation, cellular component: cytoplasm. The transcript is spliced from 16 exons. The coding region runs from base 2 to 2008 and encodes 668 amino acids. The record is from RefSeq and is a predicted model, not a curated record.
GAUGGCUCAGGGGACAGUGAUCCGCGUGGCCCCAGAGCAGCCUACCCAUGCCGUGUGUGUGGUGGGCACAGCCACUCAACUCGAUGUGCUCGGCUCCGCACCCGAGCACUGCACAGCCUUUAGCCUCAGCACCUCGCCGGGGGUGCUUGUGGAUGUGGCCCAUGGCCCCCCGACCAAGAAGAAGAAGCCCACAGGUUCCUCCAAGUGGCCCCUGGAGCCAGGGCUGGAGGUGACUCUGAAGAUGACAGCGGUCAGCCACAGCAUGGGGGACCAGAAGGUGCAAGUCUGCUACUAUGGAUCCCAGUCUACACCUGUCCGUGCCCUGCUGUACCUCACCGGGCUUGAAAUCUCUCUGCACUCCGACGUCAGCCGCACCGGCAAAGUGGGGCCACCCAGAGCUGGGAGAGACCAGAGGACUUGGACCUGGGGCCGUCGUGGGCAGGGCGCCAUCCUGCUGGUGAACUGCGACAGGGACGAUCCCAAGGCCUUCAGCAUGGACUGCGAGGAUGACCAGGUGCUGGACAGCAAAGACCUGAAGGACAUGUCCCAGCUGACUCUGAGCACGAAGACACCCAAGAACUUCUCCACCAAGCAUCAGCUGGUACUACAUGUGGCCAAGGCUGAGAUGGACAAAGUGAGGGUGUUCCAGGCCACAGGGAGCAAAGUGGCCCCCAGGUACAAGGUGGUGCUGGGGCCCCAACAGCCUUCCCACAUCCUGGAGCUCCCAGCCGGCCAGCGUGACACCGACUUCUAUGCCGAGGGCCUGUCCUUCCCAGACGCCGGCUUCCUGGGGCUCAUCUCCCUCUCAGUCUCGCUGCUGGACACAUCCAAGCUGGAGCUCCCCGAGGCCCUAGUUUUCCAAGACAGUGUGACGUUUCGCGUGGCCCCCUGGAUUAUGACCCCCAACACCCAGCCGCCUCAGGAGGUGUACGUGUGCAGGGUUUUGGACAAUGAGGACUUCCUGAGGGCAGUGGCUGCUCUGGCCAAGAAGGCCAAGUGCAAGCUGACCAUCUGCCCGGAGGAGCAGAACAUGGAUGAUCAGUGGAUGCAGGAUGAGAUGGAGAUCGGCUACACCCAGGCCCCCCACAAGACGCUGCCCGUGGUCUUCGACUCCCCGAGGGACAGGGGCCUGAAGGAGUUCCCCAUCAAGAUCGUGCUGGGACCAAAUUUCGGCUAUGUGACACGAGGAGCCGGAGAAGGGGAGGUCACGGGGCUCGACUCCUUCGGGAACCUGGAAGUGAGCCCCCCAGUCACAGUGGGGAAGAAGGAAUACCCACUGGGCAGGAUUCUGAUCGGGAACAGCAGUUACCCCAGUGACAAGAGCCGGGACAUGCACCAGGCCCUCUGGGACUUCCUGUGUGCCCAGCAGGUGCAGGCCCCUGUGAAGCUCUAUUCAGACUGGCUGUCCGUGGGCCAUGUGGACGAGUUUCUGAGCUUUGUCCCCGCGCUGGACAGGAAGGGCUUCCGGCUGCUCCUGGCCAGCCCCCGGGCCUGUUACCGACUGUUCCAGGAGCGGCAGCAGGAGGGCCACGGAGAGGCGCUCCUGUUCCAAGAGCUCAAGAGAAAAAACCGGCAGAAAAUAAAAGACAUUCUAUCCAACAAGAAACUGAGAGAACAUAACUCGUAUGUGGAGAGCUGCAUCGACUGGAACCGCGAGGUGCUGAAGCGGGAGCUGGGCCUGGCCGAGGCGGACAUCGUGGACGUGCCCCAGCUCUUCAGGCUCGUGGGGAGCCAUGGGGGGCAACUCAAGGCUGUAGCCUUCUUCCCGAACAUGGUGAACAUGCUGGUGCUGGGCAAGCACUUGGGCAUCCCCAAGCCCUACGGGCCCAUCGUCAACGGCCGCUGCUGCCUGGAGGAGAAGGCGCGGGCACUGCUGGAACCGCUGGGCCUGCACUGCACCUUCAUCGAUGACUUCUACUCCUACCACAUCCGGCACGGGGAGGUGCACUGUGGCACCAAUGUACGUCGGCGGCCCUUCACCUUCAAGUGGUGGUACAUGGAGCCCUGAGUCCUAGCCGUCCCCUCCUCCCCCGGGAAACCCUGGCUAGAAGGCUGCUGCUCCCCUGCAGCGUGGCACAGAGACCCUCGGGGUGGCCUGUCCUCCCAGCAGGGGCUCACGCCCUACUCCUGGCCCCAGCUCAGGUGGCCCUAGCGUUGCAAGUUUGCACUUCUCGGAGAAGCCGCAAUAAACGUUUUCAGCACCUUGUACAAGAAGUCCAGUGAUUGCUCCUGUCACUCACGCAGGCACUCACAUGUCCUGGUGGAACGGACUGUCACACACACCAAGGUGCUCUGAGGGUCUCAGAGGCUGGGGUUACUUAGUGUGUGAGCCUGUGGCUGCCAGGCUUACAUGUGGUGGAUAAAUUCUCAACGAGGGGCUGACAGUUAAGAUGCCUGCGUCCCAUAUCAGAAUACGUGGAGUUGGUUCCUAUUCCUGGCUUUGGCUUCUUCCUAGCGCACACCCUGGGAAGCAGAGGUGAU